Molecule: messenger RNA, 528 nt
Organism: Lagenorhynchus albirostris (white-beaked dolphin)
Lineage: Eukaryota; Metazoa; Chordata; Mammalia; Artiodactyla; Delphinidae
Gene: DNAJC5G
Product: DnaJ heat shock protein family (Hsp40) member C5 gamma
Exons: 4
Coding region: 1-528 (175 amino acids)
Source: RefSeq, a predicted model, not a curated record
AUGGCUCACGUGGACAAAGCAGCCCGCCCGUUGUCCAAAACUGGAUCAACCCUCUAUGCAGUGCUGGAACUUAAGAAGGGUGCUUCACCUGAAGACGUCAAAAAGGCCUACAGGAGACUGGCCUUGAAGUAUCAUCCAGACAAGAAUCCAGGGGACCCUCAAGCAGCAGAAAUAUUCAAGGAGAUCAACACAGCCCACUCCGUACUGAGUGACCCUAAGAAGCGGCAAAUUUACGACCGGCAUGGCUCAUUGGGAAUAUAUAUAUACGACCACUUUGGCGAAGAAGGCGUCACAUACUAUUUUACGCUGAAUAGCUGUUGGUUCAAGAUGCUUGUCCUCCUGUGUGCUCUGCUUACCUGUUGCUGUUGCUGCUGCUGCUGCUGCUUUUGCUGUGGAACACUUAAGCCACCACCCGAGGAAGCAGCUAAGAAAAAAUAUGAGCCGAAUGUCCAGAAUCAGCCUCCAAGGCCAGGACACAGAGAACAUUUUAGAAGAGGGGAAGAUAAUUCUAGUGAUGAUAAUUAUUAA